GCAGUGCGGUUGUAUGAAGCACUGCACUCGCUCCAGGUACAAAAUGAACUUCUUCACCACCAAAAUAAUGCUAUGAAGGAGGCUCUUUCUAUCAAACAAAAGCACGCUAAGGAGAACCAUCUUCUGCCUCUUGUUCAGCGCCAGGAGUAUGACAGUGGUGCUGUGUGGUGGUUGCCUAGGAGCUUGCGCAAAGCUCGGGUUUGGGAUGAGGUAUUCCAACGUGAAAAAGAGCAAGAAAAGCUUAGA
Messenger RNA from Macroventuria anomochaeta, 246 nucleotides. RefSeq lists its product as uncharacterized. The transcript has a single exon. The annotation marks the transcript as partial. The record is from RefSeq and is a predicted model, not a curated record. NCBI's taxonomy places the organism in Eukaryota, Fungi, Ascomycota, Dothideomycetes, Pleosporales, Didymellaceae.